AUCUUUUUAACAUAAAAUUUUAUGCCACAUUAGGUGUUGGUGUAAAAUUUGACUUUUUAUUUUAAAUACAAUUUUUGAUAUGAGUCUAAGAAUAUUACAUUCCUAUUUUUUACUAAAUAUUGUAUAUUACAUUACAAUUUUAAAAUAUUUAACUGUUAAUUUGAAUGCUACUCCGGAAAUUAAAAAACCAGAUUGCAAUACCAAAUUUUCAGAUUCAUAUUUAAAUCUAUUGAACACAAUAAAUCUUAAUUUUAAGGAAUGGUUGUUUAAAAAUAACGAUGACAUAAACGUUCCUGUAAUUGAUAAAAAUGAUAUUGAAUACCUAAAAAUAUCAUGCUAUAAAAAUACAAACUGCAUGAGUAAAAAAAUAAUUAGUUUAAAAAAUUUAGAAAGUGCUUUAGAAUCUUUGGAAUGUUUUCAUGGGUUUUCAAGUCUUUACAUAUUUCAUAUCAUAAGAAAUAAUAUGAAAUCUAUUAUAACAAAAUCCAAUAAAAAUAUAAAUAACAAUGCUAAAAAAUAUAGGACAAUUAAGUUUACUCAACUAAAAAAAUAUAUGAUAAAUAUGAUAUCAAUAUUUGUUAGUGGGCAUUACAUAAUAAAACUUUGGCAGUUUGAUUUUUCGAUAAAAACUAUACAAUUGGAGCCACUGGAAACCAAAAAUUUAAUUGAUACUGAAGAAGCCCAUAAUCUUAUCGACGAUGAAGCUCUAUAUUUAUCAUUGCAUACAUUUUGCCAAGAGUGUCAAGCGAAAAAUAACUUGCCAAAAUCAUUGAAGUUUUCCGAGACAAAUAGCAAAGAAAUGAAAUCUAAUAAAUUACAUCUUCCUCAUCAUCCUGAUAUUUUAAUUACACAUUUCAGAAUGUAUAACUUUAUUAGGGAUAGUAUAGAUAUAUAUAAACACCACUACUCUACUUCUCUACAAUUAAUCAACGAUUACGUAACAAAGUAUACACGAGUAUCAAACAAUAUAGAUAUACCACAUACAGAGUUCCAGAGAAGAAAAGAAAAUUUAUUUAAUAGAUUAAAAUUAAGUGAAUCGGAAAUUAAAUCCUUUGAAAGAAGUACAGUUGGCAAUGUAAAUAGUAAAGAAUGGCAUAAUAACAAAGGUUUAAGGUUGUCAUCAACAUAUUUCGGUCGUAUUUGUUCAUUACAGCCGACCACUUCUAGAGAUAACAUUCUAAAUAUAAUAAUAAGUACAUUAUUAAAUACGAAAAAUGAUAAUUAUACAAACGAUUAUCAAAAUAAUAAAAAAUAUAACGAACAUUUAGAAAAAUUAGCUGUAAAAGAAUUUGAAAAAACAACAGAAAAAAAGGUUUUGCCUUGUGGAGUAUUUGUUGACGAAGAAAUUAACUAUUUAACAGCGAGUCCAGAUGGGAUGGUUGGAGAAAAUGAAAUUAUUGAAAUUAAAUGUCCUUAUAAUAUUAAAAAUAUGACAAUUCGAGAAGGUAUUCAAAAAAUAACUUAUUUGAUGUUGGAUAAAAAUACUGAUAAAAUAUUAUUAAAACACAAUUCCUACGUUUAUUAUCAAAUACAAGGACAACUGCAUAUUGCAAAAAAGACGAAUUGCUAUCUUGUUGUUUGGACAAAUUAUGAUAUAUACAUAGAAAGAAUUCCUAAGAAUGAUGAUUUCUGGAAUAAAAAAAUUGUUAAAAAACUGACUAAUUUCUACAUGGAUUUUAUGGUUCCAAAAAUAAUUGAAAUUGAAAAUGAUUAUGAAUGCUCCAAUUAACUUAUUUCACAGUGUUUUUAAAAUUAAGGGAUUAUUCCUCAUAUAAAAUUUAAAAUAUAUCUACGCAACUAUAUAAUCUUAAUCCAAAGUCGCAUAUACUUGAGACCCUUCAAGGUGGCACAAACAAACUUUGUGAUUAUUUUGCUAUAAUUUGAUAUUAUUAAAUGUAUAAAUUCCUAGCUUUAGUAGUAAAUAAUAUAAGAAUUUUGUAAAGCAUUUUAUUGAGAAUAAAAAAUAUGUCUACAUUUUCAACAAUAAAUUAGAAACUCAUUAGAUAUGAAGGGGUGGAAAGAAAAAUUUUAAGUAAGAAAAGUAUUAAUAAAUGAAAAAUUUCAUCUGCAUUUUAUCUAAAAGAUAAAUUAUUUCAUCUUUCAUCUACAUAAUAUUUUCGCCAAAUACUUCUAUCUCAUAUAGAAGAUUUUUAACUUGAAUAUCUAUAUCUAAUCUGAAUAAUUUUCAGUUAUUUAUUCUCAACAAUGUUCACAAAUAAUUCUUUAAAAUAAUUUUUUUGCAGAUUUUGAAAGUAAUAGGCGUUCUUUAA
This is a messenger RNA of Daktulosphaira vitifoliae (grape phylloxera), 2270 nucleotides long. RefSeq lists its product as uncharacterized. The record is from RefSeq and is a predicted model, not a curated record. The transcript is spliced from 5 exons. Bases 80 to 1729 code for a protein of 549 amino acids. NCBI's taxonomy places the organism in Eukaryota, Metazoa, Arthropoda, Insecta, Hemiptera, Phylloxeridae.